Messenger RNA from Phaethon lepturus (White-tailed tropicbird), 1230 nucleotides. Its product is annotated as fragile X mental retardation syndrome-related protein 1. Gene Ontology annotation, biological process: regulation of dendrite morphogenesis; regulation of modification of synaptic structure; regulation of dendritic spine development. Gene Ontology annotation, cellular component: postsynaptic density; axon; nucleus. The transcript has 11 exons. The record is from RefSeq and is a predicted model, not a curated record. The annotation marks the transcript as partial. Gene Ontology annotation, molecular function: protein homodimerization activity; translation regulator activity; mRNA 3'-UTR binding. NCBI's taxonomy places the organism in Eukaryota, Metazoa, Chordata, Aves, Phaethontiformes, Phaethontidae.
UUAUCAAAGAUGUUCAUGAAGACUCGCUUACAGUUGUAUUUGAAAACAAUUGGCAACCAGAGCGCCAGGUACCCUUUAAUGAAGUCAGAUUACCACCACCCCCUGAUAUCAAGAAAGAAAUUGGUGAAGGAGAUGAAGUGGAGGUUUAUUCUAGAGCAAAUGACCAAGAACCUUGUGGCUGGUGGCUGGCAAAAGUUCGAAUGAUGAAAGGAGAGUUUUAUGUCAUUGAAUAUGCUGCUUGUGAUGCCACUUACAAUGAAAUUGUCACUUACGAACGACUCCGACCUGUGAAUCAAAAUAAAACUGUCAAAAAGAACACCUUUUUCAAGUGUACAGUGGAUGUUCCUGAAGAUCUGAGAGAUGCGUGUGCUAAUGAAAAUGCACAUAAAGAUUUCAAGAAAGCUGUGGGAGCGUGUCGAAUUUUUUAUCAUGCUGAAACUGCUCAACUAAUAAUACUGUCUGCCAGUGAAGCAACAGUGAAGAGAGUGAAUAUACUAAGUGACAUGCAUCUGCGCAGCAUUCGUACAAAACUUAUGCUUAUGUCAAGGAACGAAGAAGCUACAAAACACUUAGAAUGCACAAAACAGCUUGCUGCAGCAUUUCAUGAGGAAUUUGUAGUCAGAGAAGAUUUAAUGGGACUUGCUAUAGGAACGCAUGGCAGUAACAUACAGCAAGCCAGAAAAGUUCCAGGAGUUACUGCCAUUGAACUUGAGGAGGAUACUGGUACUUUCAGAAUCUAUGGAGAGACUGCUGAUGCAGUGAAAAAGGCUAGAAGUUACUUGGAAUUUGUGGAGGAUUUUAUUCAAGUUCCCAGAAAUCUUGUUGGAAAAGUUAUUGGAAAAAAUGGAAAAGUGAUUCAGGAGAUUGUAGACAAGUCUGGAGUCGUCAGGGUGAGAAUUGAAGGAGAUAAUGAAAAUAAACUGCCCCGUGAAGAUGGAAUGGUGCCAUUUGUAUUUGUUGGUACUAAAGAAAGCAUUGGAAAUGUCCAAGUUCUUUUAGAAUACCACAUUGCAUAUCUAAAGGAGGUAGAACAACUAAGACUGGAAAGGCUCCAGAUUGAUGAACAAUUGCGUCAGAUUGGUAUGGGUUUCAGACCUUCUUCUGUUAGAGUUCCUGAAAAAGAAAAGGGUUAUACAACUGAUGAGAGCACCCUCUCCUCAGUGCAAGGUUCCAGAUCCUACAGCGGAAGAGGGAGAGGCCGCAGAGGCCCCAAUUACACAUCUGGUUAUG